CUCUCGUUAGACGUAGCGCUGGGGGUUGGUUGUAAUACCGAGAUCACAUCCAUCCAGACGAGAGACAGACGCGAAGACCGAAGACGGACCGAGCUUGUUGUUUUGGGGAGACAUUUCGUUGACGGUGGCAAACAUGAAGCCGGAGAGAGAUGCUACGGACGAGUACUUCGAGUACGACGCCGAAGAGUUCCUGGUGUCCCUGACCCUGCUGAUCACAGAGGGCCGCACUCCGGAAUGUUCCGUGAAGGGUCGCACCGAGGGGCUCCACUGCCCCCCAACGCAGCUGACUCAGCCCGCACACACCCGGCACGAGUGCAGCGACAAGAUACCGCAGUGCCGGCAAGCCAGGAGAACCCGCUCAGAGGUGAUGCUUCUCUGGAGGAAUAACAUUCCUGUGAUGAUCGAGGUGAUGCUGCUCCCAGAUUGUUGCUAUAGCGAUGAAGGGCCCACAACAGAUGGGAACGACCUCAAUGACCCUGCCAUCAAGCAAGAUGCGUUGCUGCUAGAGAGGUGGACCAUGCAACCAGUACCCAGACAGAGUGGAGACCGUUUCAUCGAGGAGAAGACCUUGCUGUUGGCAGUGCGCUCCUACGUGUUCUUCUCGCAGCUCAGCGCCUGGCUGAGUGCGUCGCACGGGAUCGUUCCCAGGAACAUCCUGUACAGGAUCAGCGCUGCGGACGAGGAGCUGGUGUGGCAGUUCUCCCAGCCCCCGGCCGAGCACGCCUUUCCGGUUCCCAACAUCUCUCACAGUGUGGCCUUGAAAGUGCGCGUCCAGUCUCUCCCUAGGCAGCCCAAUUACCCGGUGUUGAAGUGCAGCAUUCACACCAGCUUGACGUUCUACGAGAAGCGGGGCCGUGACUGGGACGCCAGAGAAGUCAGCCAGCACCGAGGGCAGAGCUCCUCACCGUUCCUCCGACCUUCCCACUCCCCUGUACGGCCCGGCGGUGGCAGCUCAAGGAUAAGCCAGCGCCCCGAAGUGCUACCUCCCGACAAAGCAGCCAAGUUGCUGUACCCUAGACUAACCAGCAGCCCCGAUGACAGACCUUUAGAAGGUUACGGGACGUCGAUCAAUGGUGCUGAAAGCUCCAAGGGACUAGCCCCAGAGGUGCCUGUCAGAGCUUUCAAAUCGCUCUCCUUGGUGGAGCCCAUGAUGACAGCCAGCCCAGUCCCCAGGCCUCCGUUAGGGGAGACCAACCCACUGAUCGGUAGCCUACUUCAGGAGAGACAGGAGGUCAUCGCUCGCAUCGCCCAGCAUUUAAAUUACUGUGCCCCCUCCACCCCCCACAUCCCUGAUAGUUUGUUCACCGGCAUGGAGACGCAAGUCCCCAAAUCCCUUUGGUGCCCUGCUGAAGGGGACGCCCAUGUCAGAAAGGUUAAGGAGAACACAGGCCCAAGCUAUGUCAAUGGCUCCUUACCAGAACAGACACCUAAUGGGAUGGGCAGGUCUUCUGCCUCCGAAACCCCUCUGCGUUUAUGCAAUAAACCGAAAGCCAACAGCGAGUCAAGGCCUUCCCCGAAACUUAGCACCUGCAGAAAGCUGCUUCUGCCUGACCCAGCUGAGAACCCCAGGAUAUCAGAUGUAGUGCAGGACAUUUCCAGACUGAUCCAGGAAACCAUUCAGCAAUCCCAUGGCAGAUGCAACAAGCUCCUGCUUGGCACACACAUGGGUUGUAAGGAAGGCACACCGAAUACAACCCAUCGCGUGAGAGAUGCUUGUAGUGCAAGCAGUCGUCACAAAGACCAAGCGCCAGGUCUAGAUGUCUCUCCAGAUCUCCUCAGUGCCAAUGGUGUUGACUCAAACAUUUGCACGGGCUCGAGAAGUGGCAGCGUAAAAGUCACUAACAAUGUGUGUCAGGAAAAUUCCCACAAACCUCAUAGUGUGGCUAGUGUAAAACUUGACGCCGCAGUGAAACAAGAACUGAACGCUUCAGGUAGUUUACAUAAUGAUAAAAGGGGCAAGUCGGUCCCGUCUAAUAGCCAGCAAAGAGCUCUGCACUCUGAAGACACUCAUGAGCAGAACUUAAAAAUGGCAGAAAACAUCUCAUCAAAGGGCACCGCCCACCCCAAGGACCCAAAGCAGAAGGUGCAUGCACAGGAUGAGAACAAGGACCCAUCUGCUCCCACCCUUCUCACCAGCCUCCCCCAGCGAAGGCCAAGCCCGGAGAGGAAGGCCAACAACAGGACACCCAACGGGGAUGUUUUGAAAAUAAAUGCCCCAUCUGCCUUGAAGCCAUGCAAUAUGUGGAAAAAGCAGAAUCGCCACUCUAUAGAUGGGACGGCGACAAAAGCUUUCCAUCCCUGUACUGGACUACCUCUACUUUCCAGCCCUGUCCCUCAAAGACGAACACAAACUGGGUGCUUUGAUUUAGACACAUCUCUGAUUCGAUGCGAUGGUCUUCCAUGGGCUUCUAAUAGAAGAAUGUGCCUGAAACGAGAGACUGAGCGGGGCGACGCGGACCAGCAUCAGUUGAGCGCCAGUGCCCCCCCCGCCAGCCUCAGCCUGCUGGGAAACUUUGAGGAGUGUGUGUUGAACUAUCGUCUGGAGCCCUUGGGGACUGUCGAAGGCUUCACGGCCGAAGUGGGGGCCAGUGGAACUUUCUGCCCCAGUCACCUGACCUUGCCAGUGGACGUGUCCUUCUACAGUGUCUCCGAUGACAAUGCACCUUCCCCCUACAUGGGUGUUAUAAAUUUGGAGUCUCUCGGUAAAAGGGGUUAUCGAGUACCUCCUUCAGGAACCAUUCAAGUGACCUUAUUCAAUCCAAACAAGACGGUGGUGAAGAUGUUUGUGGUGAUCUAUGACCUGAGAGAGAUGCCAGCCAACCACCAGACAUUCCUGAGACAGAGAACUUUCUCUGUCCCUGUAAAGCGGGAAGCCAAUGGAUAUGUGAGCAAAAAGCCCCUCCCACUGAGCCAGGACAGGACCCUGCGCUACCUCAUUCAUCUGAGGUUCCAGAGCUCAAAAUCUGGAAAGAUCUACCUCCACAGAGAUAUCAGGCUUCUGUUUUCUCGAAAAUCCAUGGAAGUGGACAGUGGUGCUGCGUAUGAGCUCAAGUCGUUCACAGAGUCUCCUGCAGACCCACCUUUCUCUCCGAGAUGCUAGUCUUUAGUCUAGGGGCCAAAAUCAAGAUGUUGACUUGUCUACUUAAAAAAAAGAAAAAAAAAAAAAAAAAAGGCAAAUUGUGAUUUGUAUUGUUUCCUGGAAACAUCACCUAACUUUUAAAAGGCAGGCAAUGCUUGAGAAAGUUAGAAAUAUUAUAUUUUUACUGAGUUUAUGAACGGAAUUUUGCUUUACCUCUUGGUGGAUUUCUUUCCAAGUUUUCAGCGCUGGAUUAAUCACAUCAGAAGCAUCCAACCAAGGACUGUUUUGAGGGGGAGGAAAAAAAAAAAAAAAAAAAAA
Molecule: messenger RNA, 3397 nt
Organism: Scleropages formosus (Asian bonytongue)
Lineage: Eukaryota; Metazoa; Chordata; Actinopteri; Osteoglossiformes; Osteoglossidae
Gene: atosa
Product: atos homolog A
Exons: 12
Coding region: 134-3100 (988 amino acids)
Source: RefSeq, a predicted model, not a curated record